Molecule: messenger RNA, 1506 nt
Organism: Talpa occidentalis (Iberian mole)
Lineage: Eukaryota; Metazoa; Chordata; Mammalia; Eulipotyphla; Talpidae
Gene: NT5DC4
Product: 5'-nucleotidase domain containing 4
Molecular function (GO): 5'-nucleotidase activity
Source: RefSeq, a predicted model, not a curated record
AUGGCCAGUGUGGAUGGGGAAGAGCCAAGGGAACCCCAAGGGCUGCCACGGGGCUUGGUCUCUCAAGUUCUAAAGCAGGAUUGGAACCAGCGGAUUUUUGUCAACCACAGCCUGGCCCUGGGGAAGAUUCGCUGCUUUGGUUUCGACUUGGAUUACACUCUGCCUGCGUACAAAUCCCCGGCCUAUGAGACGCUGGCCUUCGAGUUGCUGCUGGAACGCCUGGUGUGCAUCGGGUACCCUCAUGACCUGCGCUACACCUACGACCCUGCCUUCCCCACCAGGGGGCUGGUGUUUGACUCACUCUACGGGAACCUGCUGAAGGUGGAUGCCCACGGGAAUGUGUUGCUGGGAGUCCAUGGCUUCUCUUUUCUCUCUGACGGCACCCAGCUUGCCUCCCUCUGCAUAAGGAGCUUCUACCCCAGUAAGUUCAUUCAGAGGGACCAGGUGCAGCGCUUCCGCUUCCUCAAUACUCUCUUCAGCCUGCCAGAAACUUAUCUCUACGCCUGCCAGGUGGACCUCUUCUCUGGCUGCUCUCGCUACACCAACUGUGACACUGGCUAUCAACAUGGAAACCUCUUCAUGUCUUUCCAAAGUCUGUACCAGGAUUCCUUCCUCCUACAGGGUUGUCUCAAAGAGAAGACUCUUGAAGACCUAGAGAAAUAUGUGGAGAAGGAUGAGCAAAUCCCCAUCCUGCUGGGCAAAAUGAAGAAGGUUGGGAAAGUGUUUCUGGCCACCAACAGCAGCUACAACUACACAGAUGCUAUCAUGACCUACCUGUUUGGUGCCGCAGAGACGGAGGCCUCAGCCUGGCCUUGGAGGUCCUACUUUGACCUGAUCAUGGUGGACACGCAGAAGCCCCGCUUCUUUGCAGAGGGAACGGUGCUGAGACAGGUCAACAUGGACUCGGGCAAGCUCCGUGUGGGCACCUACACCGGGUCCCACCAGCACUGUGCCGUCUACUCUGGAGGCUCCUCUGAUGUGGUGUGUGAGCUGCUCGGGGUGCGGGGCAAGGACAUCCUCUACAUUGGAGACCACAUCUUUGGGGACAUCCUCAAAUCCAAGAAGAAGCAGGGUUGGCGGACUUGCCUGGUGGUUCCUGAGCUGUCCCGGGAGCUGGGCAUCUGGGCCCGGGAAAAGGAGCAGAUGGAGGAACUGAAAAGACUGGACACACAUUUGGCUGAUCUGUACCAGCACAUGGAUGGGAGCAGUUGUGGGCUGCAAGUCAUCAACUCCACCAAGAGGGAGAUUCAGAGAUUGUGUCAGGAGCUGGAUCUGUGCUACAGCACUAUGGGCAGCCUGUUCUGCUGCGGUUUCCGCCACACGCUCUUCUCCAGCCAGCUGAGGCACUACGCAGACCUCUACACGGCCACCUGCCUCAACUUCCUGCACUCCCUGCUCAGCUCCCUGUAUCGGGGCGGCCCCAGAGCUGGUGCGUCCCUGCAAACCUCCCUGGUGGAGGCCAGAGAGCGCAAGGAGGACCAGGAGGGCUGCUUUGGGGCCGACUGA